GUAUGAUUCCCAGCAUCCCUGAUUCUUUCUAAUCUUUGUCUGAAUGGCAAAAACGCACCUAAAUGCUACUAUAAUUUGCAUUUUUCACUUUUGGAACUGGGACUUCAUUCUUAUUGGAUUUUUCUAAGCACUCUUUGUAUACCAUGAUACUAAUCCUGUUGUUGACAUGUUGUAAAUACUUGUGUACAUGCUACGUCUGGAAGUGCUCCAAUUUGGAUAUAAUUUAUACAUAAUUUCAAUUCACGUGCAAGAUGCUCUAAGUUUGUUCCAAGUGGGACGCAAAAUCUAGCAGAUGCUCCUUAAAAUUUCUACAUCACAUAGGGAACAUUUUUUUUUAAUGUGCUAACUAAACGUAUAAAUACAAUUACUAAAGAAACAUGUUAAGUGGUUAGGAAUCACUAAUCAAUUUCUAGGUCCAUUUUUUCCCCCCAGUUUUUUGUUUUUUGCUCGGUUUAGGGGGACAUUCUUGGGUUGUGAAGCUUGUUUUCCAAUCAGCACAACUGCUUAGUAACUGCACACUUAGUCAGUGCUAACCAACGCCCAAUUGGGAGUGCUCGUAACAGAUUCUGGAGCCGGGCGCUCAGGGACUCGGGAAGGUGCCAGCGAUGCCUCAGCCCUGAGCCGCGCGCCCUGACACUCCCCUCUUUUAGGGAUUCGAGCCAAUCCGUUCAGCUCACAUGACUUCAUCUAAGCAAGUUUCUUGUGACCGCCGACAGCAAAUUAAACUCAUGGCCUUUUUACUUAGAUGCCCCCCCACUGAAGGCGUUCCCAUCCCGCUCCACAGGGACCACAAAGUUACAACAACCCAACCAAAAAGAGGAGGAAAAAGAGGGUCCCGCUGAACCCAAACGCGAUCCUCUUUCUUUCUCCUCAGGCUCUGCUGCACAUCUGGGGUCGCUAGUCGGCUUCGGCGUGCCUGGAGGACCCCGUCCUCCGGAGACUGCUGGCCAAGGCAAAAGCAGAAAACGCAGGCUUUCCUGCCACUCUCCUGUAUGACGAAUCAAAAGAGGAGUCGGGCGGAGGGGGACUUUUGCUGGGUCCUGUUUUGGUGGGGCAGGUUCUGGGCAGGUUCUGGGCAGGCAGCGCCGAAGUCGCCUAGAUUCCCGACUGGCGGCACGCGGGGGGCCUUCUCGGCUCCUUCGCUGUUGCCGCCGCCGCCGCCGCCGUCGCAGCCGCUGCCGCUGCUGCUGCCGCGGUUGCUGGGGGUCGGUGACACGAGGAGGUGUCGGGGACCCUGUGGAGUCCGUGUCUGUCGCUGUUUUUGCCUGAGGAGUCUUCCUGCCUUCGCCGCAUCCUGAUUCCCGUGGUGUCGAGGGGGAGUGCCUGCGGACACCUCGGCACGCAGUGGAGAUGCCUCUCUUUGCCACCAAUCCCUUCGAUCAGGAUGUUGAGAAAGCAACCAGUGAGAUGAAUACUGCUGAGGAUUGGGGCCUCAUUUUGGAUAUUUGUGAUAAAGUCGGUCAGUCUCGUACUGGACCUAAAGAUUGUCUUCGGUCUAUUAUGAGGAGGGUGAACCAUAAAGAUCCUCAUGUUGCUAUGCAAGCUCUGACUCUUCUAGGAGCAUGUGUAUCAAACUGUGGCAAAAUUUUUCAUUUGGAAGUAUGUUCAAGAGAUUUUGCUAGUGAAGUAAGCAAUGUAUUAAACAAGGGUCAUCCUAAAGUGUGUGAAAAAUUAAAGGCUCUCAUGGUUGAAUGGACAGAUGAAUUUAAGAAUGAUCCACAGCUUAGUCUGAUAUCGGCAAUGAUUAAGAAUCUUAAGGAACAAGGAGUUACGUUUCCAGCUAUUGGCUCUCAGGUAGCUGCAGAACAAGCAAAAGCAAGCCCAGCUCUGGUAGCCAAGGAUCCUGGUACUGUGGCUAACAAAAAAGAAGAAGAAGACUUAGCAAAAGCCAUUGAAUUGUCCUUGAAGGAACAAAGGCAGCAGUCAACCACCCUUUCCACUUUGUAUCCAAGCACAUCUAAUCUCUUAACUAACCACCAACAUGAAGGUCGAAAAGUUCGUGCUAUAUAUGACUUUGAAGCUGCUGAAGAUAAUGAACUUACUUUUAAAGCUGGAGAAAUUAUUACAGUUCUUGAUGACAGUGAUCCCAACUGGUGGAAAGGUGAAACCCAUCAAGGCAUAGGGUUAUUUCCUUCUAAUUUUGUGACUGCAGAUCUCACUGCUGAACCAGAAAUGAUUAAAACAGAGAAGAAGACGGUACAAUUUAGUGAUGAUGUUCAGGUAGAAACAAUAGAGCCCGAGCCGGAACCAGCUUUUAUUGAUGAAGAUAAAAUGGACCAAUUGCUACAGAUGUUGCAAAGUACAGAUCCCAGUGAUGAUCAACCAGAUCUUCCAGAGUUACUGCAUCUUGAAGCAAUGUGUCACCAGAUGGGACCACUCAUUGAUGAAAAGCUGGAAGAUAUCGACAGAAAACAUUCAGAACUCUCAGAACUUAAUGUUAAAGUGAUGGAGGCACUUUCGCUGUAUACCAAGUUAAUGAAUGAAGACCCAAUGUAUUCCAUGUAUGCAAAAUUACAGAAUCAGCAGUAUUAUAUGCAGUCAUCUGGUGUUUCUGCUUCUCAGGUGUAUCCAGGGCCUCCUCAGAGUGGUGCUUACCUGGUGGCAGGGAACGCCCAGAUGAGCCAUCUCCAGAGCUACAGCCUUCCCCCAGAGCAGCUGCCUUCUCUCAGCCAAGGAGCAGUGCCACCGUCUGCAAACCCAGCCCUUCCUAGUCAGCCAACCCAGGCUUCUUACCCUAAUGCAAUGGUCAAUUCUGUUCAAGGAAACACAUAUCCCAACCAGGCCUCAGUGUACAGUCCCCCUCCUGCUGCUGCUGCUGCUGCGGAUGUCACUGUAUACCAGAAUGCAGGAACUAAUAUGUCCCAUGUGCCAAACUAUAAUUUAACAUCAUCACCGCUGCCUCAACCAGGAGGCAGUCAACAGCCACCUCAACCACAGCAACCGUAUUCUCAGAAGGCUCUGCUAUAGGAUUUGGGAUUCUGGUUUGUGGCAAAUAUACCUGCUAAAUGCCGCUGACAAUGUUACGGGAGUCUUUGAUAUCCUAAGGUUUGUUUAUCCUCAGCUGGUAGGAAUCUGUCUCGGUCGACAAGUUCAAAUAUUCAAGAAGGUAGAACUCUUCCAUUUGCACUGACUUUUGAGAGGUUCUCCCCUCCCCCUCCCCCAGAGGAAUGAAGCUACUUGCAUUUAAAUUCCUUUCAUGAUAUGAAAGAAUUGAUACAAGGUUAUUUGUCUCAUAAAAAUACCUGGUCUGCAAAAAAAGUCAAACUUACAAAAACUGCUGUGGCAACUGUUAUGUACAUAUAUUGCUAUGUAACUUCAUUAGUGGCCAUUUUGAAUCACGACGGUGAUCAUGUGAAUAUAUUUAACACUGUUAAAUUAAUUUACAUCGCUGUUUUAUUUUAAUCAUGAACAACUACCAUGCUUCAUAAUCUUUUGUGUAAAUUUAAUAAGAUAAUUACACUAUCCUUUCCAACUGCAAGAGAACAAAGCUGUAGAAUAUUUACAUGAAGGCAUUGUGUGGUAGAGGUUUCAGUUUCACAUUAAACUGAACCUUUGACUGAUUGUGAGCUAAACACUUGUACCUUUUGUCUUUCUGUAGCCUCUGCAUACUACUAGCUGUCAUCAUACCAGCACACAGUAGCUAAAUUUUUGGUGCAGUCAUAGCAAAUGAUGUUCCCUUUUAAACUUUGACAUUUCGGCAUGACAUUUCAGAAUAUUGUGGGACCAUGAGACAAAAUUGAGUAGGGUCAUGUUCUUGAUAUCUUAUUUUUAAAGAUAGAAUGUUGAUUUACUUUUUCCUAGUUGAAAUAGCUAAUUAGGUUUAUAAGCUGUAUACUGUGUUUAUUGGUGGCAGUGACACCAAAGAUAGAGGCAAUGGAUAGGCAUUUUUAAACUGGAAAGAAACCAUGAAUAACACUACAUUUUCAAAGUCUCUUGUAAUUAUUUAGGAUAUAAAAAAAUGGAUUCAUCUGUCUUAUCCCACUAAUCUAUACAUUGUAUCCUUUAAUUCUUCAUUAAAAUGGAUAUAAGUAGAUGUUUCAAAGUAAUCAAUAUUCCUGGCUUUGCUUAACAGUUUGUAUAUUUAUUCUUAUCUUUCAAACUGGAUUAUGGGGCUGCUCUCUCUUUCUCUCUCUCUUUUAAAAUUCUAAUGGAAUUAUGUUGUCUUCCUAUUCAGGAGUCUUUUUGAAUGAAUGCUUUUCUUUUAAUCCAUAUAAAAUAUGUUUUCCACUGACAUUUUAAUCUUAAAUAUUUAUAAUUUUCCUGGUUGUGCUAUAUAAUUAUUUAACUCUAUUAUUUAAAUAACUGAAAAAUUCAGUUGAGCAUCAUAUUAAAUGAAUUGAUGUAACAGGUUUCAUACCAUAAAUGAAAGUUUGAUUUGUAUUUUCUAAGACUAUUGUAGUCAGAUAACGAUAACUUGUUUACUUUCCCUUUUGACAAAUGAUUCCCUCUUUGUCAAGGAAUCUUAAUGGUGACCAGUUUUAUAGGUUCAAGUUUAAAGCACUGUCUUCAAUGUAAGUGUUUUCCCUGGUAUUGUGUUUUCCUGACUUUAGAGGCUGUUGCCCUCAAAUAGUAAUUUUAAAAAUUGAAUUCAAACUUCACAUUAAAAAAAUUUAAUGUUGUUUUUUGAUAAA
This is a messenger RNA of Hipposideros armiger (great roundleaf bat), 4631 nucleotides long. RefSeq names its product signal transducing adaptor molecule (gene STAM). Gene Ontology annotation, cellular component: ESCRT-0 complex. Bases 1351 to 2967 code for a protein of 538 amino acids. The transcript has 14 exons. The record is from RefSeq and is a predicted model, not a curated record. Gene Ontology annotation, biological process: protein transport to vacuole involved in ubiquitin-dependent protein catabolic process via the multivesicular body sorting pathway. Gene Ontology annotation, molecular function: phosphatidylinositol binding; ubiquitin binding. Lineage: Eukaryota; Metazoa; Chordata; Mammalia; Chiroptera; Hipposideridae.